Molecule: messenger RNA, 966 nt
Organism: Aspergillus japonicus CBS 114.51
Lineage: Eukaryota; Fungi; Ascomycota; Eurotiomycetes; Eurotiales; Aspergillaceae
Gene: efm7
Product: putative nicotinamide N-methyltransferase Nnt1
Exons: 3
Coding region: 64-846 (260 amino acids)
Biological process (GO): peptidyl-lysine dimethylation
Molecular function (GO): protein-lysine N-methyltransferase activity
Source: RefSeq, a predicted model, not a curated record
UCCGAAUCGGUCGCCCGCAAUGCCCCUCGCAUCCUGGACCACCACUUGACGCAGUAACCGACCAUGGCGGACGAGGACAAUUUCGACACUGGGGACAUGUUCCAGGAUCCGGAGGGGUUCUACGAGCCCGAACCGGAGCCCAGCUUUGCGGAGCAUCACAUGCUGUCUGGACAGACGGUGCGCGUCCGCCUGGUGGGCAGCCAUCCUCUCUACGGCAACCUCCUCUGGAACGCCGGCCGCACCAGCUCCCACUACCUCGAAGAACACGCCGACCGACUCGUCAAGGGGAAGGAUGUGCUGGAGAUCGGCGCGGCGGCGGGCGUCCCUAGCAUCGUCAGCGCCGUCCUGGGCGCCCGCACCGCCGUGAUGACCGACUACCCGGACGUGGACCUGGUCGAGAACAUGCGCCACAACGCGGGGCUGUCGGCCGCGCUGGUCGGCCGCGACUCCGCGCUGCAUGUGGACGGGUACAAAUGGGGCGCCCCCGUCGAGCCGCUCCUCGCCUACCUCCCGGAGACAGCCCGGAGCCAGGGCUUUGAUCUGCUCAUCAUGGCCGACGUGGUGUACAGCCACCGCGAGCACCCGAACCUGAUCAAGACGAUGCGCGCGGCGCUGAAGCGCGCCCCGGACGCCGUCGCCCUCGUCAUCUUCACCCCCUACCAGCCGUGGUUGCUGCCCAAGACGGAGAAGUUCUUCCCGCUGGCCGAGGAGAACGGGUUCCACGUCACGAAGAUCUUCGAGAAGGUGAUGGACGAUGUGUUGUUCGAGAAUGAUCCGGGAGAUGAGCGGCUGCGGAGGACGGUGUUUGGAUAUGAGAUUCGGUGGACGGAGGAGGAGUUGAAAUAGACGGGUUGAGUGAGACAUGGAUUGGGUUGCAUGGCUGGUGUUGCGCUGGGGUGCAGGGUACAGGGUACAGUACAUACAAAAGUGAUUGUUUACUUGGAUAGACGGGCGUAUACCCCUUAU